This is a messenger RNA of Tilletiopsis washingtonensis, 972 nucleotides long. RefSeq lists its product as hypothetical. The record is from RefSeq and is a predicted model, not a curated record. The transcript is spliced from 3 exons. Lineage: Eukaryota; Fungi; Basidiomycota; Exobasidiomycetes; Entylomatales. The coding region runs from base 1 to 972 and encodes 323 amino acids.
AUGCCGCCAGCACGCCGCAGCAAUGCUGCUGCCAUCCUGCCGUCUGCCUCGCGCAAGCUCUCGCUUGAUGCCGCACCACUCGAUGCGCCGGCGAAGCGCGUGACGAAGGCGCAGUUGCCACAGGAGAGCGACGACGAGGACAGCGACGAGGCGCCCGAGGCGCAGAGCAACGAGGCGGUGCGCGAGAGCGUGGCGAAGCGGGUGGAUGAGGAGCGCAGCGCCAUCAAGAGCCAAAAGGCAGCUCGCGCUCGGGCUGCACAGGCGCGCGAGGCCGCCGCAGUGUCCAAGUCGAAGAAGCAAGCCAAGGCGUUCGCCGCCGAGGGUGCGCUAGACGAUGCCGCUGCUUCGUCCUCUGCUCCGUCGAGCUCGGCUAGCCGGCUCGACCCCGCGCUCUUUGCCUCCGUCUUCGCCGCAGAGAAGCCGCUCGGCGGCGCGUCGAGCAGCGCACCAACCGCAAAGGAGCUCGAGGAGCGGCGUCGUGCGGCGCGAGAGGCCCGGAGAGAGGAGCGCGAGCAGCUCAAACGCGCAGGCGGCGUGGUGCGCGGCCGCGACGGCGAGCCGAUGAAGCGCCUGAAGGACGGCCGGACCGUCGUGCGUGCGCUCGUGCCGCUCGAGUCCGAGGCGGCGUCCGACGGAGAGGAGCGUCUCGCUGCGCCGACAUCAGGCCCGACCGCGCGGCCGGACGCCAAGGCACGCGCCUUCCUUAAGCGCAGGCUCGGCAUGGCGGCCAAGGCCGAGGCGCCGGCGCAGAAGAAGAAGCCCAAGAAGACGACCGACGACCCGCUGGGCCUCGAGGACCCGGCCUUCAUGCCCGGCGGCGAGUUCUACAAGGGCAAGAGCCUGACGGGCAAGCGGGCGCGCGGCGGCGGCGCAAAGGCGAAGCCCAAGGUGCCCGGUGCGCGCACCAGUGCCUCGCGUUCGCUCGGCGGCCCGCGUGGUGGACCUGCGCUCGCCUUCGCUGCUCCGCUCUAG